This is a messenger RNA of Anisakis simplex (herring worm), 381 nucleotides long. Lineage: Eukaryota; Metazoa; Nematoda; Chromadorea; Rhabditida; Anisakidae. The record is from the annotation of a GenBank genome assembly.
AUGAGAGUUUCUGAAAUUUUAGUACAUUCAUCUUGUUUGCGAUUAGUGUUCAACUUGCAACGAGAUGGCGCACGUUUCAUUGUCGAGAAGUAUAUCCCGAGUACUUUAGCAAUGAUGUUCGCAUGGGUUGCUCCUUAUGUACCGUAUAAUUACGAAGAAGUUCGUAUCAUCACCCCGAUUACAGUACUGUUAACGUUAGUUCAAAUGGAGAAAGGCGAUCAAGAGAUUCGAACAAGUUACGUAACCUCAAUGGACAGGUGGUUCGCAGCAAUGAAGACGUUCAGUGUGCUAUCAUUAUUGGAAUCGUUGAUUGUUUUAGCACUGAUCAAACGAAGUCGAACAAUGGUAUUUUUGAGCACAUUUUUGAUUCAUUUCACAUAG